UGCGGCUGCUAGCUUAACUUACCCGAUAGCAUUCAGCGCUACUGAGGGUUAUAGGGGUUGUUUAUUCGAAAUGUAAACAGUAAAGUUGCUUUACUGGUUGUUAUUCACAGUGAAGAGUCUAUUWAACGUAAAGGAUACUUAAGGGUACGUUUUAAAAAUCCCUAAACUUGAGAAUUAUAGGCGUUAAUAGAGUAUGUUGUGACAGACGUGCAGAGCAUUGGGCAACAGGUGAUCUUUACUUCCGAGCAGACGCGUGAGCGAUAGCUGUCUUAACCAAUCAGCGGGCAGAGAAUAAAUUCGCGGACCAAUCAAAUCUGCUCUCGGCUGCCAAGUGUGGGCGUUGUUUCAGCCGGACUGGGCACGCACAGCCGCGGUGUCAUCAGCGGUAGAUCCACACGGGACGCAGCGAACAGGCAGGGAGGGUGCGCCUGAAGGCUUUUUUUUCCGCCCUCGUUGCUGUGAAAAUAAGAGGAAGUACACCGUGAGCUGGUUUUCAGAUCGUGUGAAGCCAGGAGAGACGAGGACUAGGCUUUAUGCUUUUAUCUCCGGAAGACCCAAACUGGUAGGUUGAUGCAUCUUGUUUCGGAGCACAAGGACCUCUAAGGAAUCCAUCUGGACGCCUGCCUUCAACCUCCUCUAAUCACCUGUUCUUUCCCAUGUGGGAAGAUGGGGAAUGGACUGUCUGAACAAAAAGGUUUCUGCUCGAGAAUGUCGUUCCUCCAGUCCUUCCACAUUGCCAUCCUCGGACUAGACGCUGCUGGGAAGACGACGGUGUUGUACCGGCUGCAGUUCAAUGAGUUCGUGAACACCGUGCCCACCAGGGGCUUCAACUCGGAGAAGGUCAAAGUGCCCCUGGGUGGCAACGGGACCGUCACGUUCCACUUCUGGGAUGUCGGCGGCCAGGAGAAGCUUCGUCCCUUGUGGAAACCGUACACGCGCUGCGCGGACGGAAUCAUCUUCGUGGUGGACUCUGUCGACGCGGAGCGCAUGGAGGAGGCCAAGACGGAGCUGCAUAAGAUCACCAAGACCACCGAGAACCAGGGCGUUCCGGUGCUGGUGGUGGCCAACAAGCAGGACUUGAGGCACUCUCUGGGACUAGAUGAAAUUGAGAAACUGCUGGCGCUGAAAGAACUGGGUCCUGCGACUCCCUGGCACCUACAACCAUCCUGUGCCAUCAUAGGAGACGGACUCAACGAGGGCCUGGGCAAACUUUACGACAUGGUCCAGAAAAGGAGGAAAAUGCUUCGACUACAGAAAAAAAAGAGAUAAGCCUCCACUGAGACUGUAUUGUUGUUUUAAUGUGAAGGAAAAUAUGUUGCCUGGGUGGAUUUAAGGUUCUGCUGCAGGCUUCUGUUCACCGUGAUGAGUUUUAUCAGUCCAAAACUGAGCUUUAAGGUUUUCCGGUCGUGAUCGUACGUCAACGCCCGUUGGUCAGAAAGUGAAGAAAGGAGGAACACAGUAAGAAGAGUUGAAGGUUUCAGACACGUGCAAGUAUGAUGUGAAGCGUGAAUAAAGGUACUCAUUGCAAAGUCAUGAAGACCCGUCAAAAAAUAAAUCAGAAACGAACAAAAUCUGCAUAAUUUUAUAUUCAAAGUGACUGAAAGUAGGUCAGCACUAACCAUGAACAUGGAAGAGUCGUUCCAACAGUUUGGAUGUGUUGGUCUGUGUUUACAACACCUAUCAAGAUUAGCAGCAGGACAUGUGUCUCUAAUAUCCCCAAUAUAUAUUUAUUUAUUCUUGACUGCUGUCUUACCUGGUUCACCCUAAACGUCUUCACGAUUCUACGCCAUAUUUGUUCACGUGACUCGAGCUUCUGCUUUGUUUACAUUUGGUGCUUUCCCACAUUUCAGAACUGCACAAACCGCUGGAAUGAACUCUUUCAAACUGCACCAUUUGGUAGAGUUUAGGGUUGAUUUCUUUAUUUGCAGUGAGUACCUUUAAACGACACUGAGGGUUUGAGGGCUGGAAAGGUGUCAGAAGUUGUUUUUUAAAGGAUGCUAAAUGAUUUCAAACAUCUGGUUUAAACAAUAUUACCAAAACACGACGUCAGGCUUUGAGUAGCUGAAGGGUUAUAUGGUAAAAUCUGAAAUAAAUAACAUUGCACCUGCGACGCAGUAGUAUUUAAUUGUUUCAAAUGUUAUAAUUUCUACAUUUUUCACACUGGACUGUUUUGUGAGAAAAAGAAAAAUGGAAAGAUUUUUUUGUUUAUCACAGUAUCAGUUUGCCUGCUGUCUUGUGUCUUUUUUUCUAAAGCACUUUAGAUCACUUUUUGUUGAGUUUACAGAUUUAAAAAUGAUCAUAUUGUGUUUGAUUUUACUGAUAGGUUUGAAUACAAUAAAUACUAAUGUACAGUAGUUUUUCCACACUGGCCUUGUUGACAUUAGACAAGAAAUGAUUAUGUUUUGCUAAAUAAAGUGUGUUUAGAACGAU
This is a messenger RNA of Austrofundulus limnaeus, 2430 nucleotides long. It is a transcript of the gene arl4aa, whose product is annotated as ADP-ribosylation factor-like 4aa. The transcript has 2 exons. Lineage: Eukaryota; Metazoa; Chordata; Actinopteri; Cyprinodontiformes; Rivulidae. Bases 667 to 1269 code for a protein of 200 amino acids. The record is from RefSeq and is a predicted model, not a curated record. Gene Ontology annotation, molecular function: GTP binding; GTPase activity.